AUCAUGGCCGCCUCCUUGUAGAAAUACUAAAAAGCUCUACAGAAAGACUACUAAAACACACCUUCCGCUUAUUGUAUUUGCAUAUUUAAGACAAUAUACUCUCCGCGAUGUGGUUGCGAUUUCAUACUGUGUGUUUUAGAAGGCAGAUAAGGCAUUUUCCUGCUGUUUAUACUCAUGCAAGUGUGAGGAGUAAUGCCAGGGUUGCUAGUUUCUGUCAUUCAUCAAGAGUUGCAACAGCAUCCACCUGCCAGGCUCUUCGGUACAACAAGCACGGGGAUCCCUCUCAAGUGGUCCACUUGGAGAAUGUUGAAGUUGGACCUGUCGGCGCCAGUGACGUCCUUGUUAAGAUGCUAGCUGCUCCUGUCAAUCCUUCUGACAUCAACAUGAUCCAAGGCACAUAUGCUAUCCUUCCUGACCUGCCAGCCACUGGAGGAAACGAAGGGGUCGGUGAGGUCACUGAGGUGGGCCACCAGGUGAAGUCUUUAAAACCUGGUGACUGGGUUAUCCCAAAAGACGCAGGUUUAGGUACUUGGAGAACAGCUGCAGUGUUUUCUGAGGAUGAUCUAAUGUCACUACCUAAUGACAUUCCCCUGUUGGCUGCUGCCACUCUGGGAGUAAAUCCAUGCACUGCUUACAGGCUGCUUGCUGAUUUUGAAGACCUCAAAUCUGGAGAUACAGUUAUACAAAAUGCAGCCAACAGUGGAGUUGGACAGGCUGUAAUACAGAUUGCUGCUGCUCGAGGAAUUAGUACUAUUAAUGUAAUCCGAGAUAGGCCAGAGUUCACUCAGCUCAGUGAUAGACUGAAGGCUAUUGGAGCCACUCAUGUGAUUAAAGAAGAGGCAUUGAGAAAGCCGGAAAUGAAGGAACUUUUCAAAACUUGUCCAAAGCCUAAACUUGCUCUUAAUGGAGUCGGUGGCAAGAGUGCAACAGAAUUGCUCCGACAUCUACAGGUAGGAGGAUCCAUGAUCACAUAUGGAGGGAUGGCUAAACAACCAGUGACAGUUCCUGUGAGUGCUCUCAUUUUCAAGGAUCUACAGGUUAGAGGCUUUUGGGUCACACAGUGGAAGAGGAAUCAGUCAUAUGAUGGCUGUCUUUUCAGAAACAUGUUGGAUGAUUUGUGUUCCCUUAUUAAGCAAAAGAAGCUCGCAGCUCCGGCGUGCCACAAGGUGCUUUUUGAGGAAUACCACAAAGCAUUGUAUGGUGCAAUGCAGCCUUACACUUCUGCAAAAAAAUGUCCUAAUAUUUUGAUCUGUCAUGUCUCAAUAAAUGUUCUAUCUUGUAGCAGGCUCAUUAUCCAAUAGUGUGCAAUGAGACCUCCUUUUUACCAGC
Messenger RNA from Periophthalmus magnuspinnatus, 1329 nucleotides. RefSeq names its product mitochondrial trans-2-enoyl-CoA reductase (gene mecr). NCBI's taxonomy places the organism in Eukaryota, Metazoa, Chordata, Actinopteri, Gobiiformes, Gobiidae. Gene Ontology annotation, molecular function: trans-2-enoyl-CoA reductase (NADPH) activity. Gene Ontology annotation, cellular component: mitochondrion. The transcript is spliced from 9 exons. Gene Ontology annotation, biological process: fatty acid metabolic process. Bases 108 to 1301 code for a protein of 397 amino acids. The record is from RefSeq and is a predicted model, not a curated record.